Bombyx mandarina (wild silkworm) is the source of this 4892-nucleotide messenger RNA. RefSeq names its product ATP-binding cassette sub-family C member 4. Gene Ontology annotation, biological process: transmembrane transport. Lineage: Eukaryota; Metazoa; Arthropoda; Insecta; Lepidoptera; Bombycidae. The record is from RefSeq and is a predicted model, not a curated record. Gene Ontology annotation, molecular function: ABC-type transporter activity; ATP hydrolysis activity; ATP binding. Gene Ontology annotation, cellular component: membrane.
GCAUGACUGGAUUGAUUGCUGAAUUGAAUGUAAUUCUGCAUUCUGCUGACAGUGGCAGAUUUGAAAAUUCUCGGAAAGCGCUAUACGCCACGACGAGGCGACAAAGCUAAACAAACAAAUUAAUUUUAUAUUAUGGUGCUACUUAUUUAAAUCAGUGUUUGUUGAAUUCGAAUAGUACUGAUUAUAUCUGCAUGUGAAGUAUAAACGAUACAAAUCAUGGGGGUAAAUACUUAGUGUACGUAAAUAUUUCGGUGUAAAAAAGUGCCUGUAACGAAAGAGCCAGUGAUAAAAAGUGCUUUAUUCGAAUAUAAUUCGUGAUAGGAACUUCUUUCAAAAGUGCAAUUUUAUUUAAUGCGGUCCUAUCGUGUCUCGGAGAAUGGAUCCCGGGUACUUUGAUAUAGAAAGGAAACAGGAUCCAAGGGAGAAGGCAAAUUUUUUGUCGAAACUAUGCUUCGGAUACACUCUCCCGGUGUUCGUGAAAGGUCGUAAAGGUCAGCUCAGCAUCUCGGAUGUGUACAGAUGCUUGCCUUACUUAAAGGCAACACCACGAGGCGAUGCUCUCGGUGCGAUGUGGACCCAAGAACUGAAGAAGAAAGAAUCGGGAAGAAAACCGUCCCUUCUCGCGGCCAUAUUAAGAAUAUACGGAUUAAAGUUUUUCAUUGGAAAUAUUAUAUUCUCCCUCUUCGAUACAGCUGCUAAGUUGUCGAUACCGCUAUGCCUGGAAGGUCUGAUAAAUUACUUCUCGCCGUCUCACGGCGGGGUCCCGUUCGAACACGCGUACCUAUACGCAGCUGGUGUGGUCGGUUGCAUGGUGGCGAGUGCUAUGAUGAUGCAUCCGUUCCUACUUUGGUUGCUGGACACGGCCGUCAAGAUCAGAGUAGGAUGCUGUUCGCUCUUAUACAGAAAGUUGCUUCGUAUAGAUUUAACCGUCGGUGGCAAGGCUACGGAAGGGCUGGCCGGUCACGUGGUCAAUCUCCUGACCACAGACGCCCAGCGCUUCGACAUGGCCUCGUUAUUCGCGAUGGACCUGAUCCGGACCCCGAUAGAUAGCACGAUCAUCAUCUACCUGAUGUAUAGGCAGAUCGGGGUGGCCACAUUAAUCGGGGUGGCGUUUCUGUUGCUCUUCAUUCCACUGCAAGGUUACCUGGGUAAAAUAUCCAGUAAUCUACGCAGGAAGGUGGCGGUGCGCACUGACCAUCGCAUCCGGCUGAUGAAUGAGGUAGUGCAAAGCAUAGAGGCUAUUAAGAUGUAUGCCUGGGAGAACGCCUUCGCUAGGAUCAUCGGAGAUGCUAGAAAGAAAGAAAUGAACGUGAUAAAGAAGAAGUCGUGGCUCCGGGCGGUGAUGAUAUCCUGCGUAAAGCUGAACACGAAGGUGGCGAUAUUCCUGAGCAUAAUAUCGUACAUCACCUUGGGCAAUGAACUGACAGCGGCCAAAGUCUUCGUGAUAUUCUCUUAUUACGACAUCCUGAAGUACACUCUGGUGGAUUUUUUGCCGCUCGCGAUAACGUUCACGCUGGAGGCGUACGUCAGCGUUAAGAGGAUACAGGAGUUCCUGCUCCUGCCCGAGGUGGAUAAUCAAGACGGAGUAGACCUGGUCACAAUCGAAGAGAAAACUCAGGUUCAGAACGGAGUCUUCGAGAAGAUCGGAAACGGCCAGCAAGCGUAUGUGAAGUCUGAAGCGAACCUGGAAAAUCUGAAACCUCAGGUCCUGGUGUCCAUGAAAGAUUUCAACGCGCACUGGAAAAACGCUGAGGACGAAUCUAUGGAUGGAAAAGUGACCGCAUUAGCUAAUAUUAAUCUUACUAUCAAACCAGAAACACUGACGACCAUUGUGGGCACGGUAGGUGCUGGUAAAUCGACGCUGCUCCAAGCGAUCUUACGUGAAAUAAUACCGAGCAGCGGACAUUUGGAGGUCAACGGCGUUGUCGCGUAUGCCGCCCAGGACCCGUGGCUGUUCGAAGCGUCCGUCCGUCAGAACAUACUCUUCGGCCAGGAGUUGGAUCUAAGGCGUUAUAAGCAAGUUAUACGAUGCUGUCAGCUGAAGAGCGACUUGGAGAUACUGCCGCACGGAGACAAGACUAUAGUCGGGGAGAGGGGUGCAUCAUUGUCAGGCGGUCAGAGGGCCAGGAUAUCUCUGGCGAGGUGCGUGUACCAGAAUGCGGACGUCUAUCUCCUCGACGACCCGCUGGCGGCCGUCGAUGCUAAAGUGGCGUCCGCCAUGUACGAGGAGUGCGUCCGCGGCAUGCUGCGCGACAAGGCGGUGCUGCUGGUCACCCACCACGUGCAGUACGCCAGGGGCGCCAGCAACGUGCUGCUCAUGAGGAGCGGGAAGAUAGUGGCGCAAGGCACGUACGAGGAGCUCAAAAGCUCAGUGCCUGAGUUCGAGAAGCUGAUUGAAAUGGGUGAGAAGGUCGAAGAGGAAAAGCUCAAGCAGAAAGCGGCGUCGUACGAGAAUCAGGAGAGCAUUGAACACAAACUGAAAUCGCAACGUUCAAUGUCUCAAGCGUCUCAAAUGUCAUUCAACAUUGACCUAGACAACAAUUUGGAUCCCAAAUAUGAAGGCGAAUCCCAAGGCACAGGGUCGGUGUCAAACAGCGUUUACAUGGCUUACGUUAGGAGCGGGGGCAACAAAUGGUCCAUGACCCUCUUGAUCGCUCUGUUCCUGGUUGCCCAAGUGUUCUAUUCAUCCACAGACGUUUGGCUGAAGGAGUGGGUCAAUCUGGAAGAGAAGAACAGCGUCAUAAACGUCACCAAGAACAACGAUACCUUGUCUCCUGAGACGCUCUUCAAGAACAUGCCGAGCAAUUAUUUCCAUCUGACGCGCGAACAGUGUCUGUACAUAUACGGAGGCCUCAUCGCUGUCUGCGUCUUCUUCACGUGGAACAAGCUCGUCGUCUUCUACAACACGUGCAUCAGGGCUUCCAUCAGCCUACACGACAACAUGUUCAAGGGAGUGACGUACGCGCCGAUGUGGUUCUUCCACCACAACCCUUCGGGCACGAUCCUGAACAGGUUCUCGAAGGACAUGGGACAAGUGGACACGUUGCUGCCGCUCGCUCUGGUCGACUGUCUAGGGUUCUUCCUGGAAGUGCUGGCCAUCCUGGUCGUGGUCUGCUUGGUCAACUGGUGGCUGAUACUGCCCACCGCGGUGGUGGCGGCGCUGCUGUUCCUACUCCGGGCCAUGUUCCUCGCCACCAGCAGGGACCUCAAGAGAAUCGAGGCUAUUGCCCGCAGCCAGUCCCUCAACCACGUGUCGUCGACGGUGCACGGGCUGCCCACCAUCCGCUCCACGCGGCAGCACCAGCGCGCCCUGGUCGCCGAGUUCGACAAGCUCCAGGACCUGCACAGCGCCGCCUGGUCCCUGGUGCUCUCCACCAACCGAGCGUUCGGUCUCUGGAUGGACAUGGUCUGCUGCAUGUACCUGGCUUUGGUCACGUUCAGUUUCUUUGUCUUCGCGAGUGGCGAUACUAUAGGGGGGAGCGUCGGUUUGGCCAUAACGCAGGUCAUAGGACUGGUGGGGAUGUGCCAGUACGGAAUGAGGCAGACUGCCGAGGUCGAGAACCAGAUGACGUCCGUGGAAAGGAUAUUGGAGUACACGAAUCUGCCCCCGGAACACCCCCUGGAGACGGACGAGGCCGCCAUCAGAAAGAACCACCCGGGUCUGGACCUCAGCAAGUGGCCAACUAAAGGCGAAAUUUCCUUCGAGAAUGUAUAUUUGGAGUACGAGAAACCGCCCAAAGGGAAGAACGAGGCUCCGAGACCCGAGGCCCCGGUCUACGCGAUCAAGGGAGUCAGUUUCAAGGUCCAGCCGGCGGAGAAGGUGGCCGUGGUAGGCAGGACAGGGGCAGGAAAGAGUUCGCUGCUCAACGCUCUAUUUAGGUUGAGUCGCAUCGCGGGCACGGUGUCGGUGGACCGCGUGACGGCCGAGCAGGUGGGGCUGCGCUGCUGGCGCUCGCGGCUCUGCGCCCUGCCGCAGCGCCCCGCGCUCUUCGCCGCCUCGCUCCGGGACAACCUCGACCCCACGCACUCCGCCACCGACGCGCAGAUAUACGCCGCGCUCGAACAGGUGGAAUUACUGGAUCUGGUCUCCAGUCUACCCGCAGGCCUGAACACGAAGCUGGGAGACGGCGGAGGCUCCCUGUCGUCUGGUCAGAGACAGUUGCUGUGCUUAGCGCGCGCCGCGCUGGCCGGCUCCAGCGUGCUGCUGCUGGACGAGGCCACCGCCAACGUGGACACCGAAACGGACAAGCAGAUCCAGCGCACGAUAAGGACGAAGUUCUCGAACGCGACCGUGCUCACGAUCGCUCACAGACUAAACACGGUCAUGGACUACGACAGGGUCAUUGUCAUGGAUAAGGGGCGCAUAGUGGAAUCUGGUCACCCCCACGAGCUCCUGACGCAGAGCGGCCCGGACCAGACCCGGAGGACGCUGCUGUCCAAGAACCAGGCGCCACUUGCCGUGCCGGAGGAAUGCGAGGGCGCGGUGCACAGAUCCAGGACCUACUCUGAGAAGUCCGCUGACUCCGAGCUGGAGGCGACGGGAGUUUUCAAGACCCUGGUCGAGCAGACGGGGAAGGAAACGGCAGCCAUGCUGAGGAGAGCCGCAGCAGAGAGCUACAAGACGUGGUUGGAAAAGAAAAAAUCUACUUAAGAACAAUUCGCAGUAUUGACUAUGACAAUCUAUCGUCACACUCGCAAACUUAAAACGAUAGUAUUAAGGUGAACGUAGUAUCGACUAGACAAGCUUAACGGAACGCGCUCUUGUUGUUGGACAUCACCUGGUCUCCGAACUCCAGUUCUUCGGAUUGGUCAUUCGAAGGCACCCGUAAAGUCAAAUUUAAUGGAAAUGCGUCCGUAUAAGCAAGAGAUUAAGGUCACAAUUUAUUAAAUAA